This is a messenger RNA of Betta splendens (Siamese fighting fish), 1595 nucleotides long. Its product is annotated as carcinoembryonic antigen-related cell adhesion molecule 1-like. Bases 63 to 1010 code for a protein of 315 amino acids. The record is from RefSeq and is a predicted model, not a curated record. Lineage: Eukaryota; Metazoa; Chordata; Actinopteri; Anabantiformes; Osphronemidae. The transcript has 4 exons.
UUCUAUGUGCAGGAGACAGUAUCCUACCACCAGGGCCCCUGAGUGGAGCCGUGGGAGGCACCAUGGACUUCACCACCAGCCUCACGCCUCCCGUCACGCCGUUCCUCUCCGUCAGCUGGAGCUUCAACGGCUCCAACAUCAUCACCUCCACCAGUGAAAACAUCACGGGUCCCGGCUACAGCGACAGGAUCUCACUGAACCGAGCCACGGGGGCGUUGCAGCUCAGGAACCUGGUGCUGGAGGACAGCGGGCUCUACACCCUCACCGUGAUACAAGACCGAGGGCUCCAGCUCCAGGGGAGCGUCACAAUGAAUGUGUACGGUGGGUCUGAUGUGGAGAGGAAGAAGGGUCAGGGGGUCAGAGGCUGUCAGUCCCCUCAUGAUCAUCAAAACAGCAAUGUGUCCUCCUUUCAUCAUAGCUGUAGAGCCACCAUCCGCAGCCCUGCAGCCGUGCUGAUAGAAGACCAGAGCUCCACCAACAUGACCUGCGAGGCCUCCGGCUCCAUCAGCACCAGGGUGUGGGUAAAGGACGGGCGGCCGCUCCUCCGCGGCGACACAGUGAGUUUCUCCGCAGACAACCGGGUGGUGUUCAUUCAGCCCGUCCACAGCUCCAGCCGCGGCUCCUACCAGUGUGAGCUCAGCAACCCGGUCAGCACCGCCACCGCGACCUUUAACCUCACAGUCAACUUCGGGCCACACAACAUCUCCAUCGCCGGCCCAUCAGCAGCUCCACUGGGUCAGAGAGUGACGCUGCAGUGCAGAGCUGACUCGGUUCCUCCGGCAAACUUCAGCUGGACGCUCGACGGCAACGACACCCGCGUCAGCAGCGCUGCAUAUGUUAUAGAGAGUCUGGCAGCAGAAAGCACAGGGAACUACACCUGCACUGCCAGAAACGCAGUCACAAUGCGCCAGAACUCCACCGUCCUGAGUCUCAGAGCACCCGGCGCUGCCCUCUGCUGGUCGCUGCCAGUGCUGCUGCUCAGUGCAGCGAUGCUGAGAGAGUUCACGUAGGAGGAAGAGGGAGACGAGGCAUGUUAAUCAUUUACUGUUUGAACGGUUCAUGAUGCAGUUACUUUUCAUUUGUCUUAGACUGCUUCCAUUGUGGUGAUGUUUUCCCCUGCACUGUGACUGUGUGCACCAUUUUAUUGUAAAAGUUUCUCCAUUAUCAACAAAAUCUUGUCAUAGUUUGUUUUAUUUACUUUCAACAAACAUCAAAUGCAUUCAAGUACAUGCAAGUAGAAAACUAACUGUACUGUAUGUUCACUAGAUGCAAUGAUGUCUGAGUUUUCUUUCUAAAGCUGUAUAUUGUACAUCUGCACUUGACAACUUGACUUUUGUACUUCAUGAAGUAUACAGUAUUUUGUUGUAAAAACUCUCAUAAUGAGAUUAGACAGAAAGUACAUUUUGAGAGUCUCCAGUCAUUCUAUGUUUAACACUAUUCCUGUGCUCUAGAUGCUGAUGUACAACCAGAAUUUAUUAAACAACAUGUGUCUUUGAUGUUUAAAUGCAACUAUAAAACCUACUUUAAAUUACUCAGUUCUAUGGCUAACAAAGUUAUACUAGUUUGCAUUAAUAAAAUUAAUUACAUUAAUUUUA